Messenger RNA from Pecten maximus, 3165 nucleotides. RefSeq lists its product as uncharacterized. The transcript is spliced from 4 exons. The coding region runs from base 317 to 1303 and encodes 328 amino acids. Lineage: Eukaryota; Metazoa; Mollusca; Bivalvia; Pectinida; Pectinidae. The record is from RefSeq and is a predicted model, not a curated record.
CUGUAAACAUACACUGUACAUACAAGGCUGUUUUUAACAAACGAUCCACACACUUUAACUUCCUUGAUAGUGGAGUGAAAAUAGGGGAUGAUUUGUGUCGUAAACUCAGUCGUAUUGAUGUGCUUGAUGUGACAUGGAUGAAUAAUUCAAUGCGUGGACAGUGACCGGACAUAAAUACGUCACACCAGUAACAGGUGGAACACACUUCACCAAUUAAAUUGAGGACAGACGUGUAGAUAAACGGACCUAUUGCAAUAUCUUGGGUUCACUGGUCAGUGAAACAUAAUAUUCACAAGCUUCCACUGCUGAUCAAAACAUGAAUGCAAAAAGUGAAGUAAAGCUUAAAUUAUUCAACAAGUUUUGUGAACUUCGCAAAGAGGGGAUAGAUAGAGGAUUGGACCCGGAUGUCAUUCAUGCAAUAUUCCAGGGGAAAACCGUCCAAGUGAGAAUCGAACCUUGGGUCAACAGGGUGUUGUGGGGCCUAGCCAUCGUCAUUGCUGUUUUGUCCAUUUUUCUGGGAGGUCUUGCGUAUCAUUACGAUUUUAAAGAAGAGAUAGUGAUGGCUUUAAAGCACUCUAGAUGUAUUAUUGACAACAAUGGUUUCGUCAUUGAAAUAACCAGACCGAAAACAAAUUGUCAGAUUUGUGAAAAUCUACUUUCUGUUCCUAUGGAAACCAACAUUUCCACAGAGGAGUUUAUCCGGAAGUACGCCUACACCGCCGUACCCGUCCUCGUGAAGGACGCUACCCGGCUAUGGACGGCCAUGGACACUUUCAGUUUCAGAUUUUUUAGGGAUCUCUACAAAUCCGUCAACGGUUCAUUAGAUGCUGUUGAAGAGGAAUGUCAAUUUUUUCCAUAUAAAACAGAGUUUGAAACUCUCGAAGACGUUUUAAAUAUGACUGAAGAUCGAGCCGAUUUUAAAGAAGGAGAGAAACACUGGUAUGUGGGAUGGAGUAACUGUCACCCUGGUGUUUCGAGCGUUCUCAGAGAACAUUAUCAAAAACCGUACUUCCUACCAAACGACUCGGAAUCCAGUGCGCUGGACUGGAUCUUCAUGGGCGGAACCGGAUUGGGUGCCUUCAUACACUUAGACUAUGUACAGCGGCCAUCCUGGCAGGCCCAGAUCUCCGGUAAGAAGACGUGGAGCUUGAUUCCGACCCCGGAGUGUGAACACCUGUGUCACAGUAUGAACAUCACUGUACAGAAGGGAGACAUAAUUGUAGUGGACACAAAUCAAUGGUACCACUCCACCUACAUUCACCCAGGGGAGAUAAGCAUAACCAUCGGGUCGGAGUACGACUAGAUGUAGCGCAAUCAGCAUCAAUAAUACAAUGUUAUACUACCGAACUAAGACCUGUCAUCACAUCACUGGUAAAUAUUGUUCUAUGCACGUGUGUCUCGCUUAGUGGGAGUGACCAUUGUCCAAGGGACCAGUUAUGAAUAAUGACUACGCCGAUAUCAGCUACACCAAUCAACAGAGGGCUGGACAUCAAUAAUGACUACGUCGAUAUCAGCUACACCAAUCAAUAGAGGGCUGGACAUCAAUAUUAACUACGUCCAUAUCAACUACACCAAUCAUCUGAAGGCCGGGUGUGGCUGGUGAUAUCGCCCACAUCAGCUACACUACAUGUAAUCACCAAGGUAUAUAAAGAGUGGCUGCACCCAUAUUAACUACGCCCAAACAUCACUAACCAAUCAUCUGAAGGCCGGGUGUGGCUGGUGACCACGCCCACAUCAGCUACACUACAUGUAAUCACCAAGGUACAUAAAGAGUGGCUGCACCCAUAUUAACUACGCCCAAACAUCACUAACCAAUCAUCUGAAGGCCGGGUGUGGCUAGUGACCACGCCCACAUCAGCUACACUAUAUGAAAUCACCAAGGUAUAUAAAGAGUGGCUGCACCCAAAUUAACUAUCGGUGUCCUAGACUCGGUUAUAACCGGAACAAGGACGUUAAGCCCAAUCAAUCAAUCAAUCAAUAUUACCAACCCCGAAACAUCACGGACCUGAUCUGAAGUGACCACGACCAUAGUGGUCGGAUGUGAAGUGACCACGCUAAUAUCACCCACACCAAAUCAUCAGGGCCCGGAUCCGAAGAGUGACCACGCCCAUAGGUGUCGGGUGUGAACAGUGACCAUGCUUAUAUCAUCUGUACCAAUCAUCAGGGAUCAGAUGUGAAGAGUGACCACGCCCAUAGGGGUCGGGUGUGAACAGUGACCAUGCUUAUAUCAUCUGUACCAAUCAUCAGGGGUCAGGUGUGAAGAGUGACCACGCCCAUAGGGGUCGGGUGUGAACAGUGACCAUGCUUAUAUCAUCUGUACCAAUCAUCAGGGGUCAGGUGUGAACAGUGACCACGCCCAUAGGGGUCGGGUGUGAACAGUGACCAUGCUUAUAUCAUCUGUACCAAUCAUCAGGGGUCAGAUGUGAAGAGUGACAAUGCCUAUCUAAUUUUGGGUUCACUGAUUGGUAAUUAUAUUAAUAGAUACAGAUACCCAUGUCAAUGUCCAGUGCCUUUGUCUCCGUGUCGAGUAAUAUCUGUCUCAAAUUAUGUUUCUCUGAGUCAUCAGUCCGAUAAAGACAAUUUUAAAAUGUCUCUUCAGAUAUAUGUCUUUAUAUUUCAGCAUAAUAGGAAUGAACAGUGAUUGUAUUUUCUAACAUUUCUGUCAUCGUCUGACACUAGGGCCUAGACGGUAGGGGCGAAUGUGAUGUUCUAUAUAUAUACUGACACUAGGGUCUAGACGGUGAUCGACGCUUCUAGGGGCGAAUGUGAUGUUCUAUAUAUAUACUGACACUAGGGUCUAGACGGUGAUCGACGCUUCUAGGGGCGAAUGUGAUGUUCUUCAUUUGUGUUAUAGGGGGGAUUUGAUUCUCUACGCUAAUGAUAUAGGUGAGAAUUUGAUUCUCUACGUUUGUGUUAUAGGGAAGAAUUUGAUUCUCUACGUUUGUGUUAUAGGGAAGAAUUUGAUUCUCUACGUUUGUGUUAUAGGGAAGAAUUUGAUUCUCUACGUUUGUGUUAUAGGGAAGAAUUUGAUGCUUAACACUAUUGUUAUAGGGGAGAAUUUGAUGCUUAACACUAUUGUUAUAUGGGAGAAUUUGAUGUGAUGCUCUACGCUUGUGUGAUACGGAGAAACAAUGUACUUGAAAUAAACACGUAUUUGAAAUGAAA